Molecule: messenger RNA, 1761 nt
Organism: Aspergillus melleus
Lineage: Eukaryota; Fungi; Ascomycota; Eurotiomycetes; Eurotiales; Aspergillaceae
Exons: 2
Coding region: 1-1761 (586 amino acids)
Biological process (GO): transmembrane transport
Cellular component (GO): membrane
Molecular function (GO): ATP hydrolysis activity; ATP binding; ABC-type transporter activity
Source: RefSeq, a predicted model, not a curated record
AUGGGGUUCCUGAGUUAUAGCGGGCUCAUGCUUAGCAGGGCUUGGUGGCUCGGCGUGUGGAGUCAAUCAUACGAGUCACCAUCAGGGACCGACAGUGCCCAAUUGAGAUACUACGCCCAAACCUACGUUAUCCUGUCUGUACUGGUCUGCAUCGUUGGCUCACUUCGGAGCUAUUUUGCUAUACUGGGCUCCAUGAAGGCCUCACAUAGCCUAUUUCGUCGGUUCCUACAUCGUGUCCUCCGGACUCCUCUCAAGUGGAUAGAUACAGUCCCUGUUGGAAGAGUGCUUAACCGCUUCUCGAACGACUUCAAUCUUGUGGACGCUCAACUGGGCGACGAUGUGCGAGCCAUCCUAUCUUACACUAUGGAAGUUCUAAUGGCUGUGGUCCCGGGUUUAGUCGUCAACCCCCUUUUGCUCAUCUCGAGUUGCAUCCUCGGAGCCAUAACCACCCGGUACGCCAAAUGGUACUUGGUCGGUGCACGCGAGCUGAAGCGGCUCGACAACGUCGCUCGAAGCCCGAUAUACGAGCAUAUCGAGUCGUCUCUGGCAGGCCUGUGGACGAUCCGCGCAUUUGGAAAGACUGGUAAUUACCAGGGACAAUUCCGACAGAAGCUUGACCGCCGGGCUCGUACGCAGUGGCACAGCUGGUUAUUCAAUCAGUGGCUCGCUUUUCGCUUAGACCUGAUCGGUGCGAUCUUCACGGCCAUUUCUGCUGCUGCCGUGGUCAUCCUUGGGGUAAAUGCCUCAACUGCAGGGUUCACCAUUAGCUUUACGAUGAGACUCACGCAGUCAAUCUCCAUGGGGAUCCGCCGGUAUGCAUCGUUGGAGCUGGACCUGAGCAGCGUGGAGAGGAUUCUGGAGUACUGUAACCUCGAAACCGAGAAUAGCUCGGGUCAACCUGCACCAGUCAGCUGGCCUCAUGAGGGAGUGCUUGAAGUGAAGAACUUAACGGUGCGAUAUGCCCCUGACAUCGCCCCAGCUCUUCAUAAUGUCAGCUUUCGAGUAGCCAGAAACCAGCGCGUUGGAGUAGUUGGAAGAACAGGCGCUGGGAAGUCCUCGUUGGCACUCGCGCUAUUUCGCAUGCUUGAGGCCAGUGAAGGACAGAUUCUCGUCGACGGGAUCGAUAUUUCCAAAAUCCGCUUGCAAGACGUCAGGGGACGUUUAACCAUGAUUCCUCAGUUUCCCUUCGUUUUUAAAGGUACAGUGCGGUCGAAUUUGGAUCCUUUCGGUAACCACGAAGACGCCGAGCUUCUUUCGGCCCUUUCUCGGGUUCAAUGGAGCAAAGCUAACUGGCGAGGGGAUGGGGAAACCGACAAUCCUACUUCGCAGGAUGGCAAACGAAAGAAUACAGAGGACGACAAUAACGCCUCAGUUUUGGAUAGCCUUAUCGCUGAUGGAGGCUCAAAUCUCUCACACGGUCAACGCCAACUUCUGUGUCUAGCGCGAGCUCUGACCCGGAUGCCACGCUUGCUAAUACUCGACGAAGCGACUUCGGCAGUAGACAAGACAACAGAUAGCGUCGUUCAGCAAUCAAUUCGGUCGGAGUUUGGUCGAAAUGGCAGCACUCUGCUUGUGAUUGCUCAUCGUCUCAGUACAGUGGCUGAUUUUGAUCAAAUCCUGGUCCUGGGCGGUGGUGAAGUGUUGGAAAUUGGUCGCCCUUCGGAGCUGUUGCGUCGAGAUAACGGUGUGCUUAGAGGUAUGGUCGAAGAGGACGCAGAAAGGGACUCGAUAUUACAGGUGAUUCUCUACACCGGUCGAUAA